GGGACGUCCCAAGCAUCCCAUAUAGCAUUUGCCUUGCAAACAUGGCGGCCUCUCAACAGGAGCAAAACAGCAGGAACGUUCCUGUUGAUGCAUCCACAUCUAAUGCACAUCAACAACAAGGAGAGAGGAAAUCAGGGGCUAUAUCUUUUGGUUUUAGCAAAACUGUAAGUAAAUUAAAAUCUAGUCGGGAUGAAGCUAUCAACGCAGAUGAGCGAGAUUAUUUAACCGGAGUCGAUGGGAAAGAAUUGCUAAGUAUCAAGCCUGUGGAGAAGCCGAAGGAGCUGAUCAUUCCACUCAUCCAAAGGAAUCGCUGGUGCAGCAGGCAGGAAAACAGAGCUGGCCAGGUCCAGGGGCACGGUGAUGGAGGGGGGGAUAAGGCCAAAACACAACCCCCCUCUCAGGAGCAGGACUCUGUGGAAUCACAGGCUGUCAAAGAAAUUAUUGAAGAAUCUCAGAGGCAGCUUGACCAGUGGAAAAAUGGGGACCAAGCAGACCCCAACCUCACCAUCCCCCUGCUGAUGCAGAACCAGGCUCCACAGGGGUUUGAGGAUGGAGACCACAUCAAGGUGGACCUGCGACCAGAGUCUUCCACAGAGGCAGACUAUGACAGUGUUCCUGUGGAGGUGUACGGGUUAGCCAUGCUGAAGGGGAUGGGCUGGAAGGCCGGAGAGGGCAUCGGGCGGACCUUCAAACAGGAUGUGAAGCCUAUAGAGCAUCAGCUGAGGCCGAAGGGUCUGGGUCUGGGAGCUGACCGCUCUGCUAUACGGGACCUGGAGCCCAGUGGGCCCCGGAGGCCUCCCAAGCCAGGUGAUGAGCGGAAGGAUGAGACCCUGGUCCUGGGGCCUGGAGGCCAUGUGCUGGUGGAGUCUGGAGCACACAAGGACCUGUACGGGAAGAUUGAAGGAGUUGAUCCGGACAAUGCACGAGUAGUGGUCAAGCUUGCGAUUGGUAGCAAGACUGUGACAAUCAGUCAAUAUGCACUGAAACUGGUUGACCGCACAGAAUAUGACAAAAACGGCAAAGACCUCAGUCGCCUCAGCAGGGCCCACAAAGACAAGGAGAAAGAGAAGGAGCGGCAGAGACGGGAGGAGAAAGAGAGGAGGAGUAAUAAGGAAGAGGAGAGGAAGAAAAGUAGAUCUUCUGAGAGGGACAGGGAUGGAGGGAAGGACCAGAGGAAAAGGAAACACCGGGAUUCUAGUCAGGACAGAGAGAAGCCCCAGGCAAAGCUACCUCCUGCUGCCCCCUCCUGGCUCCAGAGGGACCUGAAAGUUCGCUUUGUAGAUAAAGCCUUCAAAGGGGGAAAAUACUACAAUUCAAAGAUGCGAAUAGAGGAUGUCUUGUCGCCAAACAUCUGUGUGUGUCGUACUGAGGAGGGCAGAUUCUUAGAUGAUGUGAAACAGACGAUGCUGGAGACCAUUGUGCCAAAGACCGACUCUGAGGACAUCAUGGUUGUACUUGGCGAACACAGGGGGCAGAUAGGUCGUAUUCUCCAGAGGGACCGAGACAGGAGCAGAGCCAUGGUGCAGCUGGACAGAUAUGAGGAGAAAGUCUUCACCCUGGACUAUGACUCCAUCUGCCAUUACGUAGGAGGGGGAGAUCACUGACACCCUCUGCUUUUACCAUAUAACUAGUGAUGUACUGUUAAAAUAUUGGUGGGGGAAUAAAGUAACUCUCCCUAUACGUUCAAUGCAUUUUUCCCCACAUUAGGUGGGUAAACGCUUGCGCAAAAUUAAGAAGUUGCGUAAACCGCAAGAGCGUUUAUCCUCCACUUCAACACUGAUCUCAACCUGCCCCAAACAUGUCGUUUUCAUUUUACAAAGUUUGGUCAUAAAAUGCAAGAGUGUGUAUGUACAGUGAGUAACUUUUGUCAGUGUAUCUUUGUAAUAAAAUCAUGUCAACAGCAAA
This is a messenger RNA of Oncorhynchus mykiss (rainbow trout), 1905 nucleotides long. Its product is annotated as G-patch domain and KOW motifs-containing protein. Gene Ontology annotation, biological process: mRNA splicing, via spliceosome. NCBI's taxonomy places the organism in Eukaryota, Metazoa, Chordata, Actinopteri, Salmoniformes, Salmonidae. Gene Ontology annotation, cellular component: spliceosomal complex. The record is from RefSeq and is a predicted model, not a curated record. Gene Ontology annotation, molecular function: nucleic acid binding.